This is a messenger RNA of Octodon degus (degu), 1756 nucleotides long. RefSeq names its product autism susceptibility gene 2 protein-like. The record is from RefSeq and is a predicted model, not a curated record. The transcript has 5 exons. The coding region runs from base 1079 to 1756 and encodes 225 amino acids. NCBI's taxonomy places the organism in Eukaryota, Metazoa, Chordata, Mammalia, Rodentia, Octodontidae.
GGCGGCGGCGGCGCGGCGGCACGGGCACACCGGUGUCUCUCGCUGGAGAUUUCUUUCUGCUUUCCUCACCGACUGACUGACCCACCCCCUCCCUGAUUAAUAUUGUUUUUUGGAGGAAGGGUGAUCUCUUCUCUGGGACUGGAAAACAUUUUUUGUGAGGAAGGGUGUGUGUGUGAGGGGGGGCGGGUGGCAGCGGCAGGGUUUGCUUCUUUUCUUCUUUCUUCUCUCCUCCCCCCAGACCGAAAAGCAAACCCCACACUGCUCCAGCAUCCUCCUUCCUCCUCUUCCUGAGCCUCCCUUCCCCUCCUACCGCUUCGCAGUUUCACCGUCUCCUCUGCUAAUGAUUGCAUUAUUAUUAUUAUGCUUCCUUCCCAGGGAGGGGGUCUCACCCCUCUGCGUUCGGUCCCCAACCUUGGUCUCCCCUGGAUGCAAUUCCUUAAAAAUUUUGCAGCCUGGGAGUGAGUUUUCUCCGAGGCGUGUGUGAGAGGUGGCCCGGGGGGUAGUGUUGUUUUCAAGUUCAUUGCCCCCACUUUUACCGCGACCUUUUCGGACCUGAUUUUGGAUCCCGGGGGUGGGGAGGGGGGAGAAGGGUGUGCAGGCGUUUUGGGGGGGGCGCGGCAGAGAAUGGCCGCGGGGAGGGCUCCCCGGAGCCUCCCAGUCUCUUGAUCAAAGCAUUCCGCUAUUCUGAUUUAUUGCCUGCUUGGUGAGUUAUUUUUUUUCCUCUCUAAAGGAGACCUGUGUGUUCAGCCAUUACUUUGCUCGGCGCUGCUCCCAGGCAUCUCCGACCCUCAGUGCGGCGGGGAGCCCCACACUUGGGCUCUGCGCCCCCGUCCCUCCUCCCCUCUCUCCGCCCCUUCCCCCUUUUCUUUCUCCUCUCUUUCUUCCCCUCUCUCCCUUCUUUCGGCCGCCGUCUCCCCCGCGCCCUCCUCGAGGCGGAGGGAAGCCGUGAUCGGGAGAGGGAGGGCUCGGUGUCAUUUUUUUUUUUUUUUUUGGUGAGCGUGUGUGUGAGUGUGUGUGGCCGCGGCCGGAGCCUGUGGCGGGCGGCAGGCGAACAGGGGGACCCCGGCGCGGCACAGCCAUGGAUGGCCCGACGCGGGGCCAUGGACUCCGCAAAAAGCGGCGGUCGCGGUCGCAGCGAGAUCGGGAGAGGCGCUCCCGGGGCGGGCUGGGGGCCGGCGGCGGAGGGGCCGGCCGGACCCGGGCGCCCUCGCUCGCCUCGUCGUCUGGCUCCGACAAGGAAGACAAUGGGAAGCCCCCGUCCUCCGCCCCGUCCCGGCCCAGACCCCCGCGGAGGAAGCGGAGAGAGUCCACCUCGGCCGAAGAGGACAUCAUUGAUGGAUUUGCCAUGACCAGCUUUGUCACUUUUGAAGCGCUGGAGAAAGAUGUAGCACUUAAGCCUCAGGAACGUGUGGAGAAAGGCCAGACUCCCCUGAGUAAGAAGAAACGAGAAGCACUUACCAAUGGCUUGUCUUUUCAUUCAAAGAAGAGUAGGCUCAGCCAUCCACAUCACUACAGUUCAGAUCGAGAAAAUGACCGCAAUCUCUGCCAGCAUCUUGGGAAGAGAAAGAAAAUGACAAAGGGACUCAGACAGCUCAAGCCAGGGCAGAACAGCUGCAGGGACAGUGACAGCGAAAGCGCCAGUGCAGAAUCCAAAGGUUUCCAUCGGAGCAGCUCUCGUGAAAGGCUCAGCGAUAGUUCAGCUCCUUCCAGCUUGGGAACAGGCUACUUCGUAGUACAUGAUGACUACGUUCAUUAG